AUGGUUAGAUAUUCCGGACGGCACAGUGAGGGUAAGAGCACAGAAGAUGUCCAUAAUAAUAGACAAAAGAGCAAUCCUACACGUUCAAACUCUUCUCGUAAUAUCAGAGACAGCAAGGGCUAUGAAGCUGCAACCAAAAGUAAAUGGGAAUUGGAGGAAGAUAUGAGUUGCAUCGAAUCUCCACCAAGCGAUGAUCUUAAAGUAGCAGCAGAAGCCGGACUUGAGGCUGCAUUCCAUUCGGCUAAGGCGGAGAAAUUCAAAGAAAUUCAACGAAGUUUAUAUAAAAAGGCGAAAACAGGCUCGCGAUCUGGUUCAUCCACAGAUGAAAUCGAAGGACGCAUAUGA
This is a messenger RNA of Botrytis deweyae, 345 nucleotides long. RefSeq lists its product as uncharacterized. Lineage: Eukaryota; Fungi; Ascomycota; Leotiomycetes; Helotiales; Sclerotiniaceae. The transcript has 3 exons. Bases 1 to 345 code for a protein of 114 amino acids. The record is from RefSeq and is a predicted model, not a curated record.